GAACUGAUUCGUUGAAAGAAUCGAUUCAUUAGGCCAAUUCGUUUAAUUAAUCAUAUAUGUCAUGUUCCACUACUUUCGUAAACGAGUGUUAGCAAAGCUACUACAAGUUUUUCACUUUGUCACGACGGAAUUUACUGAAAGUCUUCGGAAAUCAUGGCUUCAUCUGCCUGGGCUCCAGAGACAUUUGCUUGUCCCAUAUGCUUGGAAACAUUGAAAGAUCCUGCAACACUUCCCUGCGGACACAGCUACUGUCUCUUGUGUGUCCAGAGGCAUUGGGAUCAGACAGCAUCUGCAGGCUUUUACGAGUGUCCUCAGUGCCGACAGCGGUUCGACCCAAGACCUGUUCUGGCCAGAAGCAACGUUCUUAUGGAGGCUAUGGAGAAACUGAGACUGGGUGGGCAUGAGAGUCCAGACACUUCUUUGAGUCAGUCGAUCACUUCGUUGUCUCAGCUGCCCUCCUCUGACGCAUCUCAGGCUGCGCUGUAUCCCACUCUACCCUCCAGCUCACCCCGCUUGUGUCCACUGCAUCAGCAGCUGUUGGAACUGUACUGCUGUGACGAGAAAAAAGAUAUUUGUGAUGAGUGUAGCCUUCAUGAACACAAAGGUCAUCAGGUGGUCCGAGCAGGUGAAGACAGAGAAAGGGUUCAGCAAGAGUUGAAUGCUAAGAUACAGAAGAGCAUUGCAGACAGAGAGAGGAUCAUUCAGAGCCUUCUUCAAGUUUCCCAGACACACAAGAGCACCAUUCAGAAGUUGAUGAUGGACAGUCAGACGUUCUUCACCGAUGUCUUGAAAAGCAUUGAGCUCAGCUGCGCUCAGGUGCUUGAACUCCUUCAGGCCCAUGAGAAUUCUUCUUCUUGCCGCAUAGAUGCCCAAAGCUACAGACUACAGCAAGAGAUCACCCAACUGCAAAUCAAACAAGAAGAGCUGCGGAGGCUGGAAGCCAUUCACGAUCCUGCUAGCUUCUUCAAUUCAAUCGCGGCCAUGGAUUCUUCAGCGCAGACCGACAGCAGCACGAUGAAGAUCUGGACUCCAGAGCCGGUGAUAUCUGGGGUCAGAUCAGCUCUAGAGGUUUACAGACAGAGACUUGAUGAUCUCACCAAAACUAGCCUUGCCAGUAUCUUUCGAGUUGUGAAUGAUGUGGCUGCUCUGGCGCAAACAGCAACUGAUGGAGAUGUCAUUACCAGCAACUCACAACAGUCUUUACAAAACACAGAAAUAAAGUCUGACUCUACAAGACCGAAAGUCAGACUUUCUUCUACUCAGCAUUCAAAAGUACAACACAAGAAGCAGAACUGUUCCUCUGCAAACGAAGUGGAAGGAUCAGCUGUCUGUUGUGUGUUGAAUCCAGCACCCAAAACCAGAGAGGAAAUGCUUAAAUUCCGCAUUGAGCCUAAACUUGAUCCCAACAGUGCUUACCGUCAAAUCCGUCUGUCUGAUGCAAGUCGCAAGGCGACUCUCUGUGCCGAGAACCAGAAUUACCCAGAGAAGCCGGAGCGCUUCAUGUUCUGGAGGCAGGUGAUGUGUGUUGAGCCGUUGGCUGGAAGCCCCUACUACUGGGAAGUGGAGUGGACCGGGCAGAGGGUGACUGUUGGUGUCGCGUACAGAGACAUGGCGCGUUCUGCAGCUAAUGACAGUGCUCGAUUGGGACACAAUACGCAGUCAUGGAGCCUGUACUGGUCCGGUAAAGCUUUCUUUAUGUGGCAUGCCGGUAAAGAAACUGCACUGACAGGACCCAAAGCCAGACGCAUCGGGGUUUACGUGGACCAGCAGGAAGGUUUACUGGCGUUCUACAGAGUCUCCCAUAAUCAGGCUCAGGAAAUAUGUUGUGUUCACACACAUUUCGAGGGACCUCUUUUCCCCAGUUUCCGCUUCUGGUCUGGAGUUGGCUCUACCAUCACCAUCUGUGAGCUUGAAUAGUGAUAUCAAAGUGAAGAUUAUCUCUGGAGAACUUCAGCAGACUGAGGAAAUGAUGGAGAAAAUAUGUCAGUGUAAGCACGUGCACAGCUACAGUUAAUAAUGUCAAAGAUAAAGGUCUUUCUGUUUCUGUCUCUACCAAUACCAACAAUAGCUACUCUUUGACAGUAAUGUAUAAUAAAUACUACCUUGAAGCACAUUCUGUGAAUUAUUUGUAAACCUUGACCUAGUGUAAUUAUGCUGCCACUAUUUCUCAUUUGUCUGCUACUGAAAAUUAGCUAUGUAUUUUGACUAAAAGGAUUUAUUUUGUACACAUGAGAAAAUUGAAAGCUGAAAGAUUGAAUUCUCUCAAGGAAAGUGUGAAACAAUAUGCAUUAUGUAAAGACAAAAAUAAAUAUUAUAAAAAAGUA
Molecule: messenger RNA, 2324 nt
Organism: Triplophysa dalaica
Lineage: Eukaryota; Metazoa; Chordata; Actinopteri; Cypriniformes; Nemacheilidae
Gene: ftr86
Product: finTRIM family, member 86
Exons: 10
Coding region: 154-1917 (587 amino acids)
Molecular function (GO): protein binding; zinc ion binding
Source: RefSeq, a predicted model, not a curated record